This is a messenger RNA of Ipomoea triloba (trilobed morning glory), 1341 nucleotides long. Its product is annotated as protein FAR1-RELATED SEQUENCE 5-like. The transcript is spliced from 4 exons. Bases 1 to 1341 code for a protein of 446 amino acids. Lineage: Eukaryota; Viridiplantae; Streptophyta; Magnoliopsida; Solanales; Convolvulaceae. Gene Ontology annotation, biological process: regulation of DNA-templated transcription. The record is from RefSeq and is a predicted model, not a curated record.
AUGAAGGAGUUUAAUUGUUCAAAGUCUGGGUUUAAAAGGGUUUUAAGAAAUGGAAGUUAUUUAAAAGUUGAUGUACGGACAGGUUGUCGUGCAUCUGUUCAAUUUGAUUUAGAUGGGAAUGGGAUGUGGAUUGUGACAAAGCACCAGAAGCUUCAUAAUCAUGAGUUUGUUCCAACGACCAAGAGUUAUCUUCUACGGUCACAUAGAUCAGUGUCUAGAAAUCAUCUUUCCUACCUAAAGGAUUUGAAGAAGAGCGGUGUUUGUGUGGCUGAUGGUUUACGGUUUCUUAAAACACAAUCAGGGGGGUCACCACUCGUUGGUUUUACAAGCAGGGAUGCAUAUAACUCGCUGUGCACUGAUGUAUUGAACAAUUUGAAUGGAACCGACUCAAACACAUUAAUUGAAAUAUUUAGACAAAGGCAGUCAAGUGAAAAAGAUUUUUUCUUCGAUUUCGAAGUGGAUGAUGAGUCAAGGUUGUGCAGCUUUUUUUGGAGAGAUGGGAAAAUGAUGCGAGACUAUGAAUUGUUUGGAGAUUUGUUAGUUCACGAUACGACGUAUCGUACUAACAAAUAUGAUAUGAUUUGUGGUCCAUUCGUUGGUAUGAACCAUCACUGUAUGAACGUCAUGUUUGGAUGUGGUUUUUUGUUGAACGAGAGGAUUGAGUCGUUCGUAUGGUUGUUUAGGUCAUUUUUAAGAUCAAUGAAUGGGAAAAGUCCCCAAAGUAUAAUGACCGAUCAAUGCGCUGCCAUGGCUGCUGCUAUUUCCCAAGUUUUUCAGACCUCAAGACAUCGCCUAUGUAUAUGGCAUAUCGGUGAGAAUUCAAAGAAGCACAUCAAGGGACUAAGAAAUCAAAAAGAUUUUCUAGACAUAUUCAAUUGUCUGUUGAAACAUACAGAUACGGAGGCAGAGUUUGAGCUUUAUUGGACAAGUUGCAAGCUGUUCACUGAAACCGGGAUCUUAUGCUGUCACUGUUUACGCAUUUUAAACGUGCAUUGUGUGUCUGAAGUUCCAAAUAAAUAUAUUCUGAAGAGAUGGACUAAAAGAGUUUUGGAAGACGAGAAUGCUGAAAACAGCGAAGCACGCAAAAUUUUUGAGCAAGCAGUGUUAGAUGCCAAGAGAAAAGUUGAACAUGAGUAUGACCCUAUUUUCUUUGAAGGUGAAGAUUGUGAUGUGGAAUCGUCAAGCGGUGUUAUAAAGGAUCCAUCAAACAGGCGGUUGAAAGGGUCUCAAGUUGAAGAUGCUAUUUCUAAUAUUGCUGGUAAUGGAUACCUGGUUCAUCCAAUGUCUGGAGGUUCAACUUUUUGUCAUUUUAGGUCAAAUUCAAAUCAAGAGGACAAUUAG